Messenger RNA from Pelobates fuscus (common spadefoot toad), 2160 nucleotides. Its product is annotated as DBH-like monooxygenase protein 1. The record is from RefSeq and is a predicted model, not a curated record. Gene Ontology annotation, molecular function: copper ion binding; dopamine beta-monooxygenase activity. Gene Ontology annotation, cellular component: secretory granule membrane. Gene Ontology annotation, biological process: norepinephrine biosynthetic process; dopamine catabolic process; octopamine biosynthetic process. The coding region runs from base 278 to 2119 and encodes 613 amino acids. NCBI's taxonomy places the organism in Eukaryota, Metazoa, Chordata, Amphibia, Anura, Pelobatidae. The transcript has 12 exons.
GCACAGCACGUCAGGGCAACUUUCCCUCAGGGUAUUGAGGACAGGAGUAUAGUUAACUAGUAAAGAUCAAUCCAUGAUAUUCUUGCCUCUUUGGGACAUAUUCCUUAUAGAAGUCCCUCAGUAACACAGUAAACUGUGCAUCUCACCCCUCCCCUGAUCUUCAGAACUCACGCUAUUGGGCUAGGGUUGUAAUGCCUAGUAGGUUUUGUGGGAGGGAGAGAACUGGAUGGAAAAAUAUUCCAAGCCUGUCAUUUGUCUUGUAGAGCGGAAACAUUAGAUGAAGAUGCCUGUGUUAUUGCUUUUUCUCUUGUUGGUGGCUGCAGCUCAUAGUCUUGAUGGGACGUCUUUUGGUCAUAGUGCUGUUUUAGAUGGAGAGGGCAAGUACCAAGUGCACUGGAGUCAUAAGGGGGACACUAUCACCUUCUUGCUGCAGGUGGAAACCUUGGGUUAUGUUGGCUUUGGGUUCUCUCCAAAUGGAGCCAUGGCUUCUUCAGACAUAGUUAUUGGUGGAGUGGAAAAUGGCAAACCUUAUUUACAGGACUAUUAUACAGAUGAAAACAGGGUUCUCUAUCGAGAUUCACAGCAGGAUUAUACACUGAAAUAUGCAAAGGAGAAUGGCACACACACACUUCUUAAAUUCAGCAGAGCUCUUCACACAUGUGAUUCAAAUGACAGAACUAUAACCGAAAGCACAGUGAGAGUAAUUUGGGCUUACCAUGCAGAUGAUAUGGGAGCCACUGGUCUCAUAUACCAUGGAUCAUAUCGAGGACGGAAAAGCUUACGAUUACUGAACCCAGAGAAAGACAGUGCACUACCGUUGGAAACUCCAUAUUUCAAUUUCACAAAUGUAGACGUUCCUAUUCCAGAUAAAGACACAACAUAUUGGUGCCAAAUGUUCAAGAUGCCAACACUCAGUAAAAAACAUCACAUUGUUAAGGUUGAACCACUGAUACAAAAGGGCCACGAGAAUCUUGUGCAUCAUAUUUUACUAUAUGAAUGUGACAGAAAUGCCAGUGAUGCAGUCCUGGAUUCUGGACAUGAAUGCUACCAUGCUAACAUGCCCGACAUCUUUCUUACAUGUGAAACUGUUCUUUAUGCAUGGGCCAUUGGUGGAGAGGGAUUCAUAUAUCCACCUCAUGUUGGUUUAUCAAUUGGAUUGUCAACAGACCCUAAAUAUGUUCUUAUGGAAAUUCAUUAUGAUAACCCAUCACAUCAAGAAGGUCUAACAGAUAAUUCAGGAAUACGUUUGUAUUAUACUCCACAUGUAAGAAAAUAUGAUGCUGGCGUUUUAGAGAUGGGCAUUUGGGUCAGCCUCUAUCACAUGAUUCCACCAGGUAUGCCAGAAUUCAGCUCUGAAGGACACUGCACUAUGGAAUGCCUGGAAGAGGCAUUGAAUAACGAGAAGCCAAGUGGCAUCCAUGUAUUUGCUGUUUUGCUACAUGCGCACCUGGCGGGAAGGGCUAUUAAAGCACGUCACUUCAGGAAAGGAGAAGAACAGCCAUUGCUGGCCUAUGACAAUGAAUUUGACUUUAACUUUCAGGAGUUCCAGUAUUUGGAGGAAGAAAGGACAAUUUUACCUGGAGACAAUUUAAUUACUGAAUGUCAGUAUACCACCAAAGGACGAUCUACAAUGACAUGGGGUGGACUGAGCACCAGAGAUGAAAUGUGUCUGUCCUACUUAAUGUAUUAUCCAAAAAUUAAUCUUGCCAGAUGUGAAAGCAUACCAGAAAUUGCAGAACAGCUUCAUUUUAUUGGUGUGAAAGAGAUAUAUACACCAGUGACGUCUUGGCCUUUUAUUAUCAAGAGUCCCAAAAAAUACAACAACCUCACUUUCACAGAUGCAAUGAACACCUUCCAGUGGUCACAAAAGAAAGGACACACAUUUAAUGACCGUGUACGAAAAAUGCAAAUUAAUGUUAGGUGUUCUAAGUAUGAAGGCCAUGAAUGGAUGGUUCAAGGUAUGAUUGUUUCUCCACCCAAAGUGAAAAAAACCCAUGAGCAAGAACCAUUUGUUUGUCUGUCUCUCUCAAACUGUUUAAAUUCUGAUAUGUUAAUUUUCCUGUUGACUACGUUACUCAGUAUGUUCUACAUACUAAAUGACCAUGUUUUGCAUUCAUAAAAAAAAUCCAUGUAUUUUUUAACAAAAUAUUUUAUGCAAAU